UCUAUGAGGAGAGAAGGGAUCCCGACAUGAAUUCGGCCGAGCAAACGGUAACGUGGCUCAUAACGCUGGGGGUCCUGGAGUCUCCCAAGAAAAGCAUAUCGGAUCCAGAGGCUUUCCUCCAGACCUCCCUGCAGGAUGGAGCGGUGCUCUGCAGGCUGCUGGAGCGGCUCAGACCCGGGACGGUGGACAAAUUUUUCCAGGAGCCGAGGAGCGACAGCGAAUGUCAGAAGAACAUUACCGAGUUUAUUAAAGGCUGCGGGGCUUUCAAUGUGGAGCCAUUUGAGGUCAGUGAUCUCCUUCAGGGACUGAACUUCUCCAAGGUCCUCAACUCCCUGGUUGCCCUCAACAAAGCCACUGAAGAUAUUGGUGUGGGUGGGGACAGUGUGUGUGUGCAGCACUCCUCAACAUUGCGAAUCAAGUCAUUUGAUUGUCUCAACACUCAGAAUCGCUCCUCCAAGCUGCUGCAGCCUCAGUACCGCAGCCUGGACAUGUCGGAGGGCAGUGGGUGUGGUCAGCUGCUGGUCAAGGCCCGCUUUGCCUUCCAGCAGACCAAUGAGGAUGAGCUCUCCUUCUCCAAGGGUGAUAUCAUCAGCGUGAGCCGGCAAGAAGAGGGGGGUUGGUGGGAAGGCUCGCUCAAUGGCAAGACUGGCUGGUUCCCCAGUAACUAUGUACGGGAGCUUAAAGGAGGAGAUAAGCCAGCAUCUGAUAAGCCCAAAUCAGGAACCCUGAAAAGUCCCCCAAAGGGGUUUGACAACACAAUCAUCAGUAAGACCUACUACAAUGUGGUCCUGCAGAACAUCUUGGAAGCAGAGAGUGAAUAUUCAAGAGAGCUCCAGAGUCUCUUGGCCACAUAUCUGCGCUCCCUUCACCCCAGUGACAAACUAAGCAGCAGUGACAUCACUCACAUUCAGGGAAAUCUGGAGGAGAUCUCGACCUUCCAGCAGAUGUUGGUUCAGUCGUUGGAGGAGCGUACCAAGCUCCCAGAAUGUCAGCAGAGAGUUGGGGGGUUCUUCCUGAGUCUGAUGCCCCAGAUGAAGAUGCUUUAUGUGGCUUACUGCUCUAACCAUCCCUCAGCUGUCAACGUACUCACUCAACACAGUGAGGAGCUGGGGGAGUACAUGGAGUCAAAGGGAGCGUCCAGUCCUGGCAUCCUGACUCUGACCAUGGGCCUCAGUAAACCUUUCACCAGAUUGGACCGAUACCCAACCCUGCUGAAAGAGCUGGACAGACACAUGGAGGACCACCACCCUGACAGAGCAGACCUCCAUACCUCCAUGACAGCCUUCAAAAACCUUGCAUCUCAGUGCCAGGAAGUGAGGAAGAAGAAGGACUUGGAGUUGCAAAUUCUUACGGAGCCAAUCAGGAACUGGGAGGGAGAUGACAUCAAAACCCUGGGUCCAGUCCUCCACAUGGCCCAGACCAUCGUUCAUACACAGAGCUGUCAGGAGACAAAUGAGCGCUACCUCCUCCUCUUCCCUCAUACUCUGCUCAUGAUCUCUGCCAGCCCGAGGAUGAGUGGAUUCAUCUACCAGGGGAGGGUCCCGCUGUCAGGAAUGCUCAUCUCCAGGAUAGAAGACGGAGACAACCUCAGGAAUGCUUUUGAAAUAUCUGGCACCCAGAGUGAGCGGAUGCAAGUGGUGUGUCACAGUCAGCAAGACCUACAGGACUGGCUGGAUCUUCUUACUAAACACACACACACCACCGCCACACACACACCCAAGCCUCUGUCUGUGUGUCACACGCUGCCGUCCCACCCCGUCACUCCUUCCAGACAUUCAGAGUCUCGCGGAGGGAGCGGUGUACCAGCCUACCACACCCUUCCCCACCCCUCUUCAUACGGGACGGCUCAAAGUGCCGGCCCGAUGUGGGGGCCCCUAGAGCCGCCCAGCACCCCCAAACCCUGGAGCCUCAGCUGCCUUCGCCCAGCACCUCCUCUUCGACCAGCUGCUGCUCUCUGUUAUAAGGAGGACAUAAAUAAGAGUCCGAAGAACAUGAAGAAGCUCCUCCCGAAGAGGAAGCCAGAGAGGAAACCCUCAGAAGAGGACUUUACCGUGAGGAAGAGUACAGCAGCUUUAGAGGAGGACGCUCAGAUACUGAAAGUGAUUGAGGCGUAUUGUACCAGUGCCAAGACACGACAGACCCUCAACUCCACCUGGCAAGGGACUGACCUUAUGCACAACCACGUGCUCGCUGAUGCCAGCCUCACCGGCAACCCACCAUGUUCUGACCAAUCAGAGGACUCGGAUUAUGACAGUAUCUGGACCGCCCAUAGUUACAGGACUGCCUCGGUUUCUCGUUCUAGUCGGAAGGAUGUACACAUGUUGUUCCCAGAGGAGGAGAAAAUAAUAGUGGAGGAGACCAGGAGCAAUGGACAGACUGUUGUGGAAGAGAGGAGUCUAGUGGACACUGUGUACAGUCUAAAAGACGAAGUCCAGGAACUCAAACAGGACAACAAGAGGAUGAGGAGGACACUGGAGGAGGAGCAGCGAGCAAGGAAGGAGCUGGAGAGGAUCGUCAGGAGAGUGCUGAAGAACAUGAACGACCCGACCUGGGACGAAACUAACCUCUGAGAUAAAUAUGUAUUUUAACAUCAUGGACCAGACCAAUUCCCAAUCGGUCAGUGACCAAACGGUUCAACUGGCAUGGGUCUUUGACUGCUGGUACCUUUGGAGACAAGCCGUCAAUAGCCAAUGCUUUGUACCACUACUCUAUAUCCAUAGAUUUGACCAUUUUCAUGCCAAAAAAAAAUUCUAAGAAUUCAGUGUUUCCUCAAGAAUGCUUUUCUUGUCAGGGUGGAAGGGCCUCUGAAACAGCAUUUAGACCAUCGGGGACACUAAAACUUUCCACUGUAACACAGUCUAAUGAAAUUAUUUCAGGUGGGUUAAGGCAGAUCAGGCAGGUUUCACUACAGGUUUUACACAUUGGUGUGUACAUUCCGCCACACCACGCUGGAAUCAUUGCUCUGGUCAAAUAUCUGAUAUGAACUAGUAAUAAAACAUACUGCCUAGCUGUAAUCAGGGAGGAACCGCAGUCAUAUCAGAGGUGGACCACACUGACUGAAUGAUAUCUGAUUUUUAUUAAAGAGCCAAUAUCAGUCAACUGAUAUACAAUUUAACCCCUACUUUGAACUUCACAGUGACCUGUAAACAAAACUCUGGACCAACAGAAAAUGCCAGCCAUCAGCAAAGCCAUCCUAACUGACCGAAAAGCUGUGAAGCCAAAUUAGCUGGUAGGCAUGACAACAUCACCUCCUGUCAUGCUGCUUUUAGUCUUCUCUAGACAGUUUUCUGAGGAGUGCUGAGGAAAUAAUCACACUUUUCCAUGUUUUUUUAUGCAUUGAGGAUUAAAAUUUUUGCCACAGCCAGAACAGCACUUUUUUGCCAGCCUAGUUUAAAAUAUUGUUAACUAACCAGAAUAAUAACGUGUUAAAGCUUGCGUAGGUAACUUUUGUCUUCAUAAUGUUGACAAACCACCAUUACACACAGAGCCAAACUAAAUACACUGAGGCUGCUCCUGGGGCUGUAAUCUCAUUUGUUAAAAUCCAUUUGACAGUGGCGGUUCUGCCUAUGUUGCCGGCCUAGGCGGUAACGGUAACGGCCGCUACCGGUGCUCCUCCGGCCACUAGAGUCGCCCCUUCCAGAGCCGGCCAUGCUGUGCACGGUACCUUUUCAGCAAGCAGGGGCGCUUGCCACUGCAUAGAUAAUAGAAAACCGCUCCACGCCGGGUUUUUUGGGGGGUGCUAUCAUCAGAGGUUAGUCUAGCCCCCGCCCCC
This is a messenger RNA of Myripristis murdjan (pinecone soldierfish), 3772 nucleotides long. It is a transcript of the gene arhgef7b, whose product is annotated as Rho guanine nucleotide exchange factor (GEF) 7b. Gene Ontology annotation, biological process: lamellipodium assembly; intracellular signal transduction. The record is from RefSeq and is a predicted model, not a curated record. NCBI's taxonomy places the organism in Eukaryota, Metazoa, Chordata, Actinopteri, Holocentriformes, Holocentridae. The transcript has 22 exons. Gene Ontology annotation, cellular component: lamellipodium; cytoplasm. Gene Ontology annotation, molecular function: guanyl-nucleotide exchange factor activity; protein binding. The coding region runs from base 27 to 2570 and encodes 847 amino acids.